Messenger RNA from Glycine soja, 1916 nucleotides. RefSeq names its product pentatricopeptide repeat-containing protein At3g22670, mitochondrial-like. The transcript has a single exon. The record is from RefSeq and is a predicted model, not a curated record. NCBI's taxonomy places the organism in Eukaryota, Viridiplantae, Streptophyta, Magnoliopsida, Fabales, Fabaceae. Bases 100 to 1776 code for a protein of 558 amino acids. Gene Ontology annotation, molecular function: protein binding.
UAUCAUACACAGUUGCGAGUGCAUAACUUUUUUUUUUCUUCCUUCCUAAAGAACAGAAAUGAAACCGUCCGUUUCCGUAUUGAACGUAGCCCCCCAAAAAUGCCGUCCAAGUUCCGAUUCCUAAAACUCUUCACUCACCGUCUCUCUCCUAGAACCGCCGCCGCCAAUGGCUCGCACCGCUUCCUAUACGGCAACCCUCUCUGCACCAUGGCGGAGUCCCCGGAGCUCCCUCCGUGGCUCAAGUUCUCCGACACCCCGACCCCUCCAGACGCUGACUCAGACGACAACUUCGUUAUCCCUUCACUCGCUCACUGGGUCGACACCCACAUGCUCACUACCAAGCCCAAAGUCCUCACGCAAUCACCCAAGCAAGACAACCUCGACGAACUCGAAGCAGUAACCAAAGUUCUCCAAAAACGCUACCCUUCUCCCGAGUUAGCCGCUUUAGCACUCGAUGGACUUAGUUUUCAGCCAUCAAGCGGUUUGGUUUCGCAGGUUCUCAACAGAUUCAGCAACGACUGGGUCCCAGCUUUGGGUUUUUUCAAAUGGGCAAAAUCUCUAACAGGUUACCGGCAUUCCCCCGAACUCUACAACUUGAUGGUUGACAUCUUGGGAAAGUGCAGAUCCUUUGAUUCCAUGUCGGAGUUGGUGGAGGAAAUGGCAAGACUCGAAGGGUAUGUCACACUGGAAACCAUGACCAAGGUAAUGAGGAGGCUUGCCAGGGCACGCAAGCAUGAAGAUGCUAUUGAAGCAUUUCGCAGAAUGGAGAAGUUUGGUGUCAAGAAGGACACUGCAGCGUUGAAUGUUCUCAUUGAUGCAUUGGUGAAAGGAGACAGUGUUGAACAUGCCCACAAGGUUGUUUUGGAGUUUAAGGGUUCGAUACCUUUGAGUUCUCGUUCUUUCAAUGUUUUGAUGCAUGGCUGGUGCAGAGCGAGGGACUUUGACAAUGCAAGGAAAGCCAUGGAGGACAUGAAGGAACACGGGUUUGAGCCUGAUGUUUUCUCGUACACUAAUUUCAUUGAAGCGUAUGGCCACGAGAGAGAUUUCCGCAAGGUUGAUCAAGUUUUGGAGGAGAUGAGGGAAAAUGGGUGCCCCCCUAAUGCUGUGACUUAUACUAGUGUGAUGCUUCAUCUGGGGAAAGCAGGGCAACUGCGUAAAGCUUUGGAGGUUUAUGAAAAAAUGAAGAGUGAUGGCUGUGUGGCUGACACUCCAUUUUAUAGCAGCAUGAUAUUUAUUCUUGGCAAAGCUGGGAGGUUAAAGGAUGCUUGUGAUGUGUUUGAGGAUAUGCCUAAGCAGGGGGUCGUGAGAGAUGUGGUGACAUACAACAGUAUGAUUUCUACUGCUUGUGCUCACUCGCGGGAAGAGACUGCUCUUAGGUUGCUUAAGGAAAUGGAAGAUGGGUCGUGCAAGCCGAAUGUUGGGACUUACCAUCGGUUGCUUAAGAUGUGCUGCAAAAAGAAGAGAAUGAAGGUGCUCAAGUUUUUGUUGGAUCACAUGUUCAAAAACAAUAUAAGCCCUGAUUUGGCAACUUACUCGCUUUUGGUAAAUGCUCUACGUAAAAGUGGAAAAGUUGAGGAUGCUUACUCGUUUUUGGAGGAAAUGGUCUUGCGGGGAUUCACUCCGAAACCCAGCACGCUCAAGAAAUUGGCUGGAGAGCUUGAGUCCAAGAGCAUGUUAGAAGAGAAAGUGCGUGUUGAGGAAUGGAUGGACCGCUUUUCGCAGAAUCCAAUUCGGCCUGGCCUAUUGGAUCGGUCCGACCGGGAUCCGGUGACCUAAUCGAUCCAGUUUCACUAUUGAAUUGAUUAUACAAUUGACCCGGUCAGUUAGGUACCAAUCUCGAUUGAACCGAUUCAACCCAACCAGUUUUAUAAAAAGUUAAAAAAAAAAUGGACCUCCUCUACGACUUCGUCUUGAUG